AUGAUGAUCUGCAGCAUCUACAUCAUCGUCUUCCCUACUUUGGUCUCUGCCAUGACUUCUUACGGCGCCAUCUCCCGCGCUGUCAUCAGUGAUGGCAAUGUCUCGGUUCCUUUUGAGGAUUGGCAACAAGUCGAUUCAACAUAUAGUGUUCUUCUGGAUGGCGCCAGAAUUGGAGAGUCCGAUGACUAUACUGUCUACGCCCAUGAUGACUUCAACUUGACUCUCCAUAUACAGGAUUGUAAGGCAUUUGUCUCAAAUUUUGCGAGCCACCUGGAGAUCUACACCCGACUCCAUAAAGAUCUCAAGAUCGAGUUUCCGAGGAGCCUGAGCGAUCUGAAAUCAGCGGCAAAUGCCACAGAGCCCGAGUAUUUGAGAAUUGCGAGCGAAUUCAAUACCACCGACAACUACACCAUCAGGCUCGAUGCGCCGCUAUUAAAAAUCCUGAACUUCUCCGCCUUCGCAGACCGUGCCUGGACCCACAGCGAUACACUUGUCUUUACGAGCGAGAUCUUAGGCCUGGGAAAGGAGCCUUUGGGUUCAUGCGCCCCGACAAAAGACUAUCAAUGGGGAUUCAGCUUCAUCCUACUCUUCACCGUCUCGACUGUUCAUUCGAUAGUUCACGUCGCACUCUACAGCCUCCUUUGGUACACCCGGCGACAGAAUCAAGGUGGCGAACAACGAAGGGUUGUGGAAGAGACGGGCGGCGGCUUCAUCAUAUACAUCGAGGCGAGAAUUCGUGCCGACGGCUAUCACCGUUGA
This is a messenger RNA of Zasmidium cellare ATCC 36951, 759 nucleotides long. RefSeq lists its product as uncharacterized. Bases 1 to 759 code for a protein of 252 amino acids. Lineage: Eukaryota; Fungi; Ascomycota; Dothideomycetes; Mycosphaerellales; Mycosphaerellaceae. The transcript has 3 exons. The record is from RefSeq and is a predicted model, not a curated record.